GUUCGCCGAUUGACGAUCGGUUUCGCUUCCCCCAUGGGAAGAAUGGGUAGCGGAGAGCGAGCCAUCCCUCCCUUUCCUCGACGUUGUCCGUGAUGGGAGUCAAGUCAAUCGUCGUUGUUCUCACAAUCUGAUCUCUCUUUGUGUGGAUUUCUCUUUUUUCUUCUCUUCCCGUGGCUUAAGUUUCUUGCAGAUCUUGGUUUAGAUACUAGUGAUAGGUUGAAGUAGAAGAGAGCGAAGGAUGUCAAACAACAGGAGCACGCACUGGUGUUACCAGUGCAGGCAAAGAGUCCGACCUCGUGAGAGGGACAUGCUCUGUCCCAAUUGUGAUUCUGGUUUUGUGAUGGAGCUUGAUGAGAUGGAGGACACCAUGAGCCACUUUGUUGGGAUGGAUCCUGAUGCUGUUCAUGAACCAUGGAUUAAUAUGAUGGAGGCCAUCUCUGUUAUGAUGAGGGAGGGGAGGACGGGAAGAAGACCUCACGGUGGGAUCAUGAGAAGAGCCAACAUGAAUUCAGGUUUUGGCAUGGAAUUUGGACCAGGACCUUGGUUGCUCUUUAGGGGACAGAUCCCAGUUCAUGCAUUCGAGGACCAUGGAUUGGAAGUCCUCCUUGAUGGGCAUCAUGGUGUUGGAGUUCGACGGACUGGCACGGCGGACUAUUUUGUUGGUCCAGGGUUGGAUGAACUGAUUGAACAACUGAUGCAGAAUAACAGGCACGGACCACCACCUGCCUCACAAUCAUCUAUUAAUGCCAUGCCCACCAUAAAAAUCAACCAGAGGCAUCUACAUGGAGACUCACACUGUCCCGUUUGUAAAGAGAGGUUUGAAAUAGGGUCCGAGGCACGAGAGAUGCCAUGUAAGCAUUUCUAUCACUCUGAGUGCAUCAUCCCAUGGUUAGAACAGCAUAACUCAUGUCCAGUUUGCCGUUGUGAGAUGCCAACUCAGGGUUCUGGCAGUUGCAGCAGUUCAAGAUCGAGUAAUCAAAGUCCAGGUAGUAGUUUGAGAAACAGUGGACGUUCACGCAGGAGUCUAUGGUCAUACUUGUGGCCUUUUCGUUCUUCAAGUUCUAAUUCUAGUUCUAGUUGAACCCAGUUGCUGUAAGCAUUCUGCUACUAAAUAAGUUUGGUUAUUCUGGGUAGCUUUGAUCUCUGUUAAUCCAUGGCCUUGUUAUAUUGUGUUGUAUUUCUCAGCUUAAUCGUUUGAAAAACUAGUGAAUUUACUUGUUUAAAAAGAUGUGUUUGCCCAUCAAA
Messenger RNA from Musa acuminata subsp. malaccensis (wild Malaysian banana), 1245 nucleotides. The record is from RefSeq and is a predicted model, not a curated record. Lineage: Eukaryota; Viridiplantae; Streptophyta; Magnoliopsida; Zingiberales; Musaceae.